Penicillium cataractarum is the source of this 1533-nucleotide messenger RNA. RefSeq names its product oleate hydratase. The coding region runs from base 1 to 1533 and encodes 510 amino acids. NCBI's taxonomy places the organism in Eukaryota, Fungi, Ascomycota, Eurotiomycetes, Eurotiales, Aspergillaceae. The record is from RefSeq and is a predicted model, not a curated record. Gene Ontology annotation, molecular function: oleate hydratase activity; FAD binding. The transcript has 2 exons. Gene Ontology annotation, biological process: fatty acid metabolic process.
AUGAAUCCUAAGACCUCAACUGUCCGCGAGCCUGGAACUUCCCAGGCAUGGCUUGUCGGUAGCGGAAUUGCAUCCCUUGCUGCAGCUGUGUAUCUUAUCAAUGAUACACAAAUGCCAGGAUCUAACAUUCACAUACUUGACCGUCAUCCAAAGUCUGGGGGAGGUAUCACUAGCUCUGGAGAUUCAGAGAAUGGCUUCCUGAUUCGGCCUGGGAGUUCACCAUACUUUCAUGCCGAAUGCGUCGAAAAGCUCCUCUCAUUGGUUCCAAUGGUAAAGAACUCGGAUAAAUCUCUGCUGGAUUCAGUACGAGAUUUCGAACAUAGUGAAAGCCCCGUACCUGGUAGAGUUGCAAAUACACGAUUCAUUCGAACCAAAGAAGGACAUGCUGAACGAUCGGAUGCAAAUCAUUUAUCGAUUGGACCUCAUAAUAGGUUGCAACUACUGAAGGUGCUAUUAGAAAAUGAAAAGUCGCUCGGAAGAAAAAGUAUACAAGACUUCUUCGGGGAUGAGUUUUUUGGAACAGAUUUCUGGGCGUUGUGGUCCACUACAACCCGAUUCAACUUCUAUGAAUCGGUUAUACUACCGAUAUCCGCAUAUCUUCGCGCGGAGGGUGUGAGCUUUCAUUUCAACACAAAAGUUGUCGACAUAAUCUUAAACUCAUCUGUGGAGUCCUCUAAUGAUGCGAAAACGGUUUCCGAGCUCGUUUUGAGGGAAAGUAACGAAGAGCAAAGAGUCAAGAUCAACCCGUGCGAUCUCGCUAUUGUGACUCUUGGAUCGCCAAACUCAGGCGCUCAGGUAGGAACCAACUUUGAGCCACCUCCUCGUGUAUCGGAUCCAGAUGAUAUCACAUAUGGCGAUUGGUCUCUAUGGUUCCACCUAGCAAGUAGGUCAACGAAUUUUGGCUCGCCACUGAAUUUCAACUCCUCCACCCCUCAAUCCACUCUCGUGACUUUUACAGUGACUCUCUACGAUCCGCAUUUUAUACAUCUAUAUCGAGCCUUAACCCACGAUGUUGCAGGCACUGGUGCACUAGUCUCCUUUCCUGACAGUAACUGGUUACUUAGUAUCAGUGUUCCUCAUCAGCCGGUUUUCUCUAAUCAACCCGCGAACGUAUAUGUUAUUUGGGGCUACGGCCUUCGGCCUGAGAAAUUAGGCAAUACGAUUGACAGACCUAUGACAGACUGUACUGGGGAGCAGAUCAUGGCGGAGCUACUGUCACAUCUCAAUUUCCCUGCGGAAAGUAUUCUUCCUAAAUCAAACACUAUCCCGUGCAUUCUACCUCUUGCAACCUCCGCUCUCUUACCAAGGGCACACAGCGAUCGACCAGAGGUGAUACCGCAGAAUACUACCAACAUCGCACUGGUAGGGCAGUUUGCAGAAAUUCCUUCGGAUACCACCUUGAACGUCGAGUACAGUGUGCGGGGAGCUCAGAUUGCGGUUCAUAAGUUAAUGGGAUUGAAAAAGUCUGUUCCUAGGCCGAAGACGAAUAUUUUGAUCGAUAUCUUUGACCUUCUCUCGGAAGGAUUGACUUAA